Molecule: messenger RNA, 2318 nt
Organism: Vombatus ursinus (common wombat)
Lineage: Eukaryota; Metazoa; Chordata; Mammalia; Diprotodontia; Vombatidae
Gene: NUDT18
Product: nudix hydrolase 18
Exons: 3
Coding region: 547-1428 (293 amino acids)
Molecular function (GO): 8-oxo-GDP phosphatase activity; magnesium ion binding; 8-oxo-dGDP phosphatase activity
Source: RefSeq, a predicted model, not a curated record
AAAGGAAGAAAGAAAUGAAGAAAGGAAAGAAAGCAAGCAAACACCAAGGAAAUGUCUUCCCUCUUGCAUUCUGUUAUUUCAACCUGGUGUUUAUCUUAGGCUCUGUCUCAGAGGCACUCAAUGCCCUGCCCAGACAUGAUCUCAUUCAUUCUCACCACAACCCUGGGAGGCAGGGAGGAGAUUGGGAUCAUCAUCCCCACUUUACAGACAGGAAUACCAGAGGCCCAAACACACACAAGGCAAGUAAGUGUGGAAUAGGUUUGGAAUUCAGGCAUCCUGACUCACUGCCCCAGGACUCCCUACUCUUGGGUAAUGGGUCUACCCUGAGAGUCUUGGAAGAGUCUGAAUGGGGAACACCAGGUGGUGAGCUCUAUGGUGGGCAAUCCAUUAAUUAAUGAAUCCAUCACUGAACACCUACUGUGUGCAUUGGCCUAUGGAUGUGACAAGAGAAUAGAAGAGGGUCUCUGUUGUUAGGGUGCUCUAAAAUGCAAGCACAGACAGGUAGAGUCUGGGCAAAGGGCCAAGGGAAGAAAGGCAAGUGUGAACAUGGGAAUCCUUACAGGCAGAAGCAGCCUUUGGCGGUCACUGGACCAGGAAAGAUGGAUCAGAUGCUUGAAGGAUGAAGUGUUAAUGAUCCAGGAAGCCAAAAGAGAGUGCCAUGGGUCUUGGUAUCUACCUGCUGGGAGAAUGGAGCCUGGGGAAACCAUUCUGGAGGCACUGAGACGGGAGGUGAAGGAGGAGGCAGGCCUGGAGUGUGAACCAUUGACGCUGCUGGCAGUGGAGGAGCGAGGUCCCCGCUGGAUCCGCUUAGCUUUCCUUGCCCGCCCCACAGGUGGGAUCCUCAAGACUUCGGAGGAGGCAGAUAAGGAGUCCCUGCAAGCUGGCUGGUACCCUCACGCCUCCUUGCCCACUCCGCUUCGUUCCCAUGACAUCCUGCCUCUCAUAAAACUGGGUUCCCACUAUCACCAACAAGCUAGACACCCUCCUACUCUACCCCAGGAGCUUCCCUGCAAGCUUAUCUGCCAGCGGCUUAUAGCCGCCUUUACCAGUGCCAAGAAUAUAUGGGUGUUGGUGAGUAAAGAAGGCAGUCUCCAUUUGCCCAUCACAGCCUGUGGACUCACCCCAUCAGAGCAGAAUAACAGCAUUGUGGUGUCAGUGUUUCGACUCCUACAACAGUGCUUGACACUGUCCCAGUUGACAGUGAAGACCCAGGGGGUACUGGGGCUUCAGCACCUGGGCAAGAACCAGGCUGAUGGGAUCUGCCUGAAUGUGCUAGUCACGGUGGCCUAUAGAAACCCAGGUGUCCUCAACAAGCCACCUGAGAUUCAAGGCAUCAACUUCUGCUGGUGGCAGGUGGAAGAGGAAGAUGUGCAAAGCCACCUCCUAAAGAGACUUCAAGAAGCGUCUGUUGUCCCAAUCCACAGUUAGCUGAGCUGCUGGGAAAUGAGCACACACAUAGGCACUGGCGCCACACAGCUGUGGUUUUGAAUCUUCUAGGAUGCCUGGGAAUCGAGCCCACAGAGAUCUUCAUGGGGGUAAAUAGGGGCCUCUGGGUUCUCAGGUCACUAUCCUUCUUCCACCCCAUUGUCACUUUUUGCUUAUCAAGAAGGACAACGACUGAACUUGGGCAGAGAGUUCAGAGCCCAAAGACUGGUCACCUAAGGCAAAUUGAAAACCUACUCAUCUUAGAGCCUGAGACUAUUAGAACAGCUUGGCUGCAGAUGAAAUCAUGCCUACUUAUCUCUAGUGGCCACCUUGCCAAUGGUAACAUCUUUAUCUUCUUCUAUACUGCUGAAGCCUGUGUGGGCCAGUAAAAGGGUACAAUGUAGGCCCCUCCAUUGCUGCUGUGCACCCCCUUCCUGAGCAGUCGGGUGUCUAACCAUGUUAUUCCCCUGCUCAAAAAUAGUUCUAUAGAAUAUAAACUUCUAUACCUGGCAUCCAAGGCCUUCUACAAUCUGAUUUGUACUUAUGCUUCUAGCCUUAUUUCAUACUUUUUCCCUUUCAUAAAGUCUACAUUCCAGCCGUACUGGAUACUGGCUGUUCUAGAACUCAUCUCCCACCUUUGUGUAUUUACAUGCGUUUUCCUCUGUGCUUGGAAUGCACUUCCCCAUCUCUAGUUUUCGGGAUCCUUGACUGCUUCCUGGAUAAGCUUGGGUGCCAACUCCUCUGUGAAGCAGUCACUGACCCCCCCAGUUAAUUCUUUCUCUCAGUUUACUUUGUGCUAUGCUUCUUUAUCUGUCUAUCCCCAAAGUAGAAUGUAAGCUCCUUGAGGGCAGGUACUGUUUUUUUCCCUUUAUAUCCUCAACACUUAGUAUAUA